AUGUCGUUGACCCUCCCCCAGGUUGUCCUACUGGACCUUGCCCUGGCCUUUGCUUCACACCAUCUUUGGUUCAGAAAAUACGAACCUAGGUCACCCAAGGCCAUACUGGCGGUGACGACCGGUCUCACCUCACCCAUCGUCCACUUGCUCGUGCCACACACACCGAGCGUGAUCCAUGCCUUCCUUCUGGCAAAUAUCAUCCACAUCUCUGGGCUGUUUCUCUCCGUCGCUUUAUACAGACUUGGCCCUUUUCAUCCCCUAGCGGCUAUCCCAGGUCCCAUUCUUUGCAAGCUCAGCAAGAUCUGGAUUGCGUCCGUGGCCUGGAGAGGGGACUUACAUCGGUACAUCAAGAGUGUGCAUGAUGAGUACGGGUUGGUUACGAGGAUUGGGCCAAACGAAAUUUCUGUCGUUGAUAAGAAGCUGCUUCCGGCUAUUCUGGGCGCUAAUGGAAUGCCUAAAGGACCAGUUUGGGAUGCCCGCCGGAAAAUCACCUCGCGCGAUACCAAGAACCACAACAAUCUUCACGCAGUCCGAGACUUGAAACUCCAUGCAGAACUGCGUAAGCCGUGGAACAAGGCGUUCGCGAAGGAGGCUAUGAAGGAUUACGAAGAGCUCUUGCUUGCUAGGAGUUUGGAACUCGUGCAGCACCUCCAAGCGAAGUGCUCCGAGAGACCUGUUUCGGAUGGGAAAGAGGGGAGCAAGGGCGUGGUCGUGGAUUUGGCGCGAUGGCUGAGCCUGUUUUCGUUCGAUUUUAUGGGAGACAUGGCGUUUGGAGGCACUUAUAAUCUCAUGAAAGACCAAGAUUCUGGUAAUAGUUGGGAUAUUAUGGAAAAGAGUCUGCUUUUUCCCAGCGUGGCUCAGCACGUUCCCUGGGUUGCGCCUUUCACCCACCUGUUCCCUUCUGUGACUAAGGCCUCAGUCGAAUUCACAAAAUUUGCAGCCGCCCAAGCCAAGAAGCGCGCCGCCUCGGAACCACAGCAACGGGAUCUCUUCUACCAUUUGAUCAACCACACUGAAGCAGAACCUGGGACAUCCCCGCUCCCUUUAAUCAUGUCAAGCUCGGUGCUGGCCAUCGUCGCGGGCUCGGACACCAUCGCGACCGCUUUGAGCAACACGUUCUACUUCCUGCUUGCACACCCUGAAUGGCUUGAGCGGGUUCGGAAUGAAGUUGACUCACUAUGCGAAGAUCUACAGCUUCCAGAGAAGGAGGUACCUCGACCGGAGAAAUUGGCGCAACUGGAGGUGUUGGGUGCAGUCUUGAACGAGACUUUGAGGAUGCUGCCGCCUCUACCCUCACAGCUCCAGCGAGCACCCGCUGAAGGUAGCGGUGGUCAGCUUCUCGGAUUGAUAUUUUUACCUGAAGGAACGGCAGUCCAAAUCCCACCCUACAGUAUCCACCGCAAUCCAGCCUAUUUCUCACCUUCCCCCGACCACUUCCGUCCCGAACGAUGGCUCCCUCAGCCUUCCCCUUUCUCCUCCAGCGACUUCACUUCGUCAAACUCGAGGCUCGACAAAUCUGCGUUCAUCCCGUUCUCUCUCGGUCCUGCCAACUGCGUUGGGAGACACCUUGCCAUGGACGAGCUACGUUAUAUCGUUUCACUCUUAAUCCGCAAUUUCUACAUCCAGUUUGAAGAAGGGUACGAUCAGGGAAGGUGGGAGAAGGAGCUGGAGGAUCGGUUCUUGGUGGUUAAAGGCGCGUUGCCGGUGCGGGUGAGGGUCAGGAAGGAGUCGAGGGACACUCAAUAA
Molecule: messenger RNA, 1746 nt
Organism: Coprinopsis cinerea okayama7#130
Lineage: Eukaryota; Fungi; Basidiomycota; Agaricomycetes; Agaricales; Psathyrellaceae
Product: cytochrome P450 67
Exons: 10
Coding region: 1-1746 (581 amino acids)
Molecular function (GO): oxidoreductase activity, acting on paired donors, with incorporation or reduction of molecular oxygen; iron ion binding; monooxygenase activity
Source: RefSeq, a predicted model, not a curated record